UGACGAAUAUUGUGUGAAUGUACAGUAAGUAGCCUGCGUGUGUGGGCAAGGAACGUCGGUUGGGUUCUGUAAAAUGUGAGUCCUCCCAUCCUUUAACAUCUACCGUGCCCUAAGAUACACACAGAGGAUGAGGGCAGUCGCUGUGUGGCAGGGGACGCAGCGUGGAUAACGUUCUCCUGAAGGAACCGCUGAGGAUGCGUCUGCGUAUCUGUGCUUUGAAAUGCGUUACAUUGAUUUCUAAUUGAAACGUAAGUACUGACUGUUGCUGUUUGUUCUUUGCAAGACAGCUUCAACUUCAAGUUGCCUUUCAACAAACAGCAGCCUUUCAUUCGAGAGAGUAAAAGGCAGAUACAGUCGAAAAUGUAGUCUUUCAGCACGAGGACCAGAAGAUGCCCGGAUUUCUCUACCAGGUUGCGUGGUUUUUCGUGAUCUUGGAGUCUACCAGUGGCUUCAGCGGGGUCGCUUCCUUUCCCGCCCCUUUAAUGUAAUUUAUCCAUGAUGAAGACACAACUUUUCAGGGGACAUUUAAAUUGAAAGGCGUUCGCCACCGUUGGGACUUGACCAGGGUUGCAUGGACAAUGUGCAGCGGAUGUUCCUUAAUAAACAAAACGUUUGUUUACGAUGAUGGGACCGCGGACACCGACAGAACCGGAGGCAACCAUGAGCCCGCUGCGUCGAUCCUCGAGUUCUCCUGGAGACAGGUCAUCGUCCACUGAGACGCUUCAGAAGAACAACAGCAGUAACACCGGAGUUAUCUUGGACAUCUCCGCCCUGAAGAUGGCCGACGUGGACUCCGAGGUUCCCCCGCUCCCUCCCCGGUACCGCUUCAGGGACCUCCUGCUGGGAGAUCAGUCCUUCCAGAAUGACGACAGGUGUCAGGAGGAGUACAGUAUGGACUCUACCAACGCCCAGGUGCAGGUGGAGUUCUAUGUGAAUGAAAACACCUUUAAGGAAAGGCUCAAGCUGUUCUUCAUCAAAAACCAAAGGUCAAGCCUGAGGAUCCGUCUUUUUAACUUGUCCUUGAAGCUUUUGACGUGUGCCCUUUACGUCCUCAGAGUGAGUCUGGAUUACCCUGAACAAGUCACUGACAUAUGUGUCACCUGUCCAAAUAGAACAAGCCCAGCAGCGGCAGAAUCCACAGAAAUCACAGAAAUCAACUGGGACUUGAUUUUCUGGGUGAACAGAAAGGUUCCUGUAUGGGCAAUACAGGUGACGGUGGCCUUAAUCAGUUUUCUGGAGGCGAUGCUCCUCACGUAUCUCAGCUACAAGGGGAAUAUCUGGGAGCAGAUUUUCCAGAUCUCCUUCAUUCUGGAGAUGAUAAAUACUGUGCCAUUUAUAAUCACUAUCUUCUGGCCUCCAUUGAGAAACAUCUUCAUCCCAGUGUUUCUCAACUGUUGGUUGGCGAAGUGUGCCCUGGAGAAUAUGAUUAACGAUCUCCAUCGUGCCAUCCAGAGGACCCACUCAGCCAUGUUCAACCAAGUCCUCAUACUCAUCUGCACCCUGCUCUGUCUGGUCUUCACUGGGGCUUGUGGUAUCCAACAUCUAGAGCGGGCCGGGAAGAACCUGACCCUGUUCAACUCUCUGUAUUUCUGCAUCGUCACCUUCUCUACGGUGGGAUAUGGUGACGUCACACCCCACAUCUGGCCAUCCCAGCUGCUGGUGGUCAUUCUCAUUUGUGUUGCCCUCGUGGUGCUCCCGCUCCAGUUUGAAGAGCUAGCAUAUCUUUGGAUGGAGCGUCAGAAGUCGGGCGGGAACUACAGCCGACACCGGGCUCAGACGGAGAAACAUGCCGUGCUCUGUGUCAGCUCCCUGAAGAUAGACCUGCUCAUGGACUUCCUCAACGAGUUCUACGCUCAUCCCAGACUACAGGACUACUACGUAGUGAUCCUGUGUCCCACGGAGAUGGAUAUCCAGGUGCGUCGCAUCCUCCAGAUCCCUCUGUGGUCCCAGAGGGUCAUCUAUCUCCAAGGGUCGGCCCUUAAAGACACAGACCUCAUGAGGGCCAAAAUGGAUGAUGCAGAAGCCUGUUUCAUCCUGAGCAGUAGAAAUGAGGUGGAUCGCACUGCUGCUGACCACCAGACCAUACUGAGAGCUUGGGCUGUGAAAGACUUUGCCCCAAACUGCCCACUGUACGUCCAGAUCCUUAAACCAGAGAACAAAUUCCAUGUGAAGUUUGCCGAUCACGUGGUAUGUGAGGAGGAAUUCAAGUACGCCAUGCUGGCCCUGAAUUGUGUGUGUCCGGCCACGUCCACAUUGGUCACGCUGCUCGUACACACCUCCAGAGGACAGGAGGGCCAGCUGUCUCCGGAACAGUGGCAGAGGACGUAUGGGCGAUGCUCCGGCAACGAGGUCUACCACAUCCGUCUGGGUGACAGCAAGUUUUUUGGCGAGUAUGACGGGAAGAGUUUCACCUAUGCCUCCUUCCACGCACACAAGAAGUACGGCGUGUGUCUGAUCGGGGUGAAGAGGGAGGACAACAAGAGCAUCCUGCUGAACCCGGGGCCGCGUCACAUCAUGGCCGCCCCGGACACCUGCUACUACAUCAACAUCACCAAGGAGGAGAACUCCGCCUUCAUCUUCAAACAGGAGGAGAAGGACAAGAAGGGCCUGCCGGUGGCCGGGCUGUACGACGCCCCCUCCAGGCUGCCAGUGCACAGCAUCAUCGCCAGCAUGGGGACAGUAGCCAUGGACCUUCAGAACCCGGCAGACCCCCCAGAGGACAGCAGCAAACUGAGCCUGCCAACGGAGAACGGGGCUGGGAGCCGACGGCCCAGCAUCGGCCCCGUCCUGGAGAUAGCUGACUCCUCUUCCAUCCUGCCAUGUGACCUGCUCAGCGACCAGUCAGAGGAUGAGACCAGCCAAUCAGAGGAAGAGGGCUCGUCCGUGUCAGACUUUGUGAAAGGAUAUCCUCCCAACUCGCCAUACAUCGGCAGCUCUCCAACCCUGUGCCAUCUUCUACCGCAGAAAGCCUCAUUCUGCUGUCUCCGCUUGGAUAAGAAAUGCAACCACAACAGUUUUGAGGAUGCCAAGGCCUAUGGUUUUAAGAACAAGCUGAUCAUAGUGUCGGCAGAGACGGCAGGAAACGGCCUCUAUAACUUCAUUGUUCCUCUGAGGGCUUACUACCGUCCCAGGAAAGAGCUCAACCCUAUCGUACUACUUCUGGACUACCCGCCUGACAAUCACUUCCUAGAAGCCAUCUGCUGUUUCCCAAUGGUCUACUUUAUGGCUGGGACCAUAGAUAACCUGGAUAACCUUCUCCAGUGCGGCAUCAUCUACGCCGACAAUCUGGUGGUGGUGGACAAGGAGAGCACAAUGAGCGCUGAGGAGGACUACAUGGCCGACGCCAAGACCAUAGUCAACGUUCAGACCAUGUUUAGGCUGUUUCCGAGUCUUAGCAUCAUCACUGAGCUGACCCAUCCCUCCAACAUGAGGUUCAUGCAGUUCCGGGCAAAAGACUGCUACUCCCUGGCUCUCUCCAAACUGGAGAAGAUAGAGCGAGAUAAGGGUUCCAACCUGGCCUUCAUGUUCCGCCUGCCGUUCGCUGCCGGCAGGGUGUUCAGUAUCAGUAUGUUGGACACGCUGCUCUACCAGUCAUUUGUUAAGGACUACAUGAUUCCGAUAGCAAGGCUUCUGCUUGGCCUGGAUACCACACCAGGGUCUGGUUACCUAUGUGCAAUGAAGGUGACAGAAGAGGAUCUGUGGAUCAGGACAUAUGGCAGGUUGUUCCAGAAGCUGUGUUCCUCCAGUGCAGAGAUUCCUAUAGGCAUAUAUCGCACAGAGUCUCACAUGUUCUCCUCUUCUGAGAUAAAGGCUAGUUACAAACAGUCUCAAGUGUCCAUCAAUGUGGAUGACCCCGUGGGUGAUGAACCGAGAGACAGCCGCCGCGAGCCCUGGAAGAAGACUGCUCACCGGAACUCCACCGCCAGCGACCAAUCAGAACACCCGUUACUGAGGAAGAAGAGCCUCCAGUGGGCGAGGCGCCUGAGCAGGAAGAACACCAAACCACCAACCAGGACCGAAAGGAUCUCCCAACAGCGCCUCAACCUGUACCGGCGCUCUGAGAGACAGGAGCUGUCUGAACUGGUCAAGAACCGCAUGAAGCACCUGGGCCUGCCAACAGUGGGAUACGAGGAUGUUGCUAAUCUUACAGCGAGCGAUGUCAUGAACCGAGUUAAUCUAGGAUAUUUACAAGAGUUGCAGGGCAUUUCAGAGCAUCCGAUAAGUGAAGAGACCAGAACAGGGGCAAACACAGGUGGGUUUGGUGAAGCCGAUGCACUUUACCCCCCAACCCCAGAGCUUGAGCCCCAUUCUGUCCCAGAUGAGAUGAACGACCACCAGAACACACUGUCCUAUGUUCUUAUCAACCCACCCCCAGACACAAUGCUGGAGCUCAAUGACAUUGUGUACAUUAUCCGGUCAGACCCGUUGGCAGGGCCUGAUGUGCCAGAGGACCCAGCCCAGGGGCAGAGCAGCAGCGGUCGGAGGAUGAGGCAGGACUUCGGCACAGAGACCAGAGACGAAACCCACCUCUGAAACUGAAACCUCUCACCACUCUCAGAUCUCUUCCCACAUUUCACCCCCUUGUUGACCCCAUUUGCACGACACAGAGACACAAGGGGAAAUCCCCCAGUUCCUCACUGCCCCUGCCCACCCUUUCAUCUUCCUGCCCCCCCCAAGUCUCUGUCAGACUUAUAAGAGCUGCUAUUGAAGGAUGCAUGAAGAGUACCUCAUCAUUAACUAAGCUAAAACUUUAGAGAGCAUCAGACAGGCAUACUCAGACAUGGCCCUCAUAGCAAAAGAUGAUAGAACAUGAACAAUACGCCAGUUGAUGGAAACCGACUGUGGACAACCAGAGAAAAGGCGGAUGAUGCUUUGAAUAUCCAGAGGUUUGUUUGAUUUGUCUGGUUGGCACAUUAGGCAGGUGUUCACACUUUAGUGCCAAUGGAAUGGUGUCAAAAGGUAAUACUGUUCCCACGUGCACAGAUAGACCACAGGGGCAUCAGCCCCUGCCCUUUUCCCCUCAGACUCAACAAGUGCCCUUUUUGGUGGUUACGCUGCCUGCGUUGCACCAUUCGCUCCUAUGGGCACGCGUCGUCCAUCUGUAAUGCACAUUGCGCUAGCUGACGGACGCCGGCGUGUCGACCGGCAUCAGUUCCUUUUGCACCAUAAAUCCAGGGGGGACAUUUCUUUUCCAGAUUCGGCACAAGCCCCUCUAUUUGCUUUGGCUUUUACCCCCUAAAUGUCUGUGCACGGCAAUGUGUUCCCGGUGGACCAGCGAGCUCACCUAGCGUGCCUGUGAGUGUGUGUGGAUUGUGUAAUUAUCAUUUGCAAAAUCAUGACAUGUACAGUUUUGUACAAAAAUGCUUUCUCUUAAAAAAAUUCCUGGGUAUAUUCAUGUAUUUACAUCAAUCAUGAAAGUCUAAUAACACUUUUUAAAAUUGCUUCAUCUUCCCUAUGAGCACAAGUCUAAUAAGCAAAAUGUUGAAAACAAGGCAACAUUUCUUACCCCACAAAUGGUGCACCACCCCUGGGCCAAUUUUGUAAAUCAGUAAUUUCUCUAUUACAAAAUACAUAAUUUAUCCCAGUUUAGUCAAAAUCAAACAUGGUGUCUGGUAUUUUGUGGUUUAAUAAGACUGAUAUCUGUGACUGUGUGCCAAAUGUCAUCAAUCUUAGUCAAACAGAUCGAGAGAUAAACAUGUGCCCGUUAUAGCACCACCGUGUGGUCGAUAUGAAAGUUACUGUGUAUGUUGAGUCAAGAUAGUAUUUCCAAUAGGUACUAGAUUUUGUUAUUUUCUAAAUAUCUUUGACUGAUUGAUAUGCAUUUUUUGUUUAGAGGUCAAUAGCGACCAUGUUGAUUUAGUAAAGAUAUUGCGUUGAGCGUUCUUUGUCCAUAGAUGUUGCAUAUCAAGUUUUGUACAGAUGGUUCAUUCACUGCCAAAGGAGUAUUUUUAACAAAAGUAUUGGAUAAUCCAUCUUGGUCGACCUUACAGACAAAUUUUCCAUGGUAAGAAGAACCUACAGUAUCUACCAAAUUUCAUGAGUUUAUCCAAACAGGUGAGGGGUGUGCCCAGCCUGUUUUUGCCUGGUGACAAAAGGAAUAUUAAUGAACAGUUCCAACCAACCCUCUUGCGUUAUAUAUAAAUAAAAGGGCAGGUUGAGAUACCCUUUAAAAAUGUUAAAGUAAAUGACAAACCUUGAUCAAUUGUGCAAUGCUCCUACUUCAAUCUAUUCUUGUCAAAGUGUCUGGUUCUUCAUACUCCACUCAAUGUUCAGCUAAUGCCUGAGUUUCACAGUUAUGACCACAUUUUGAGUUACAGUAUAUUACAGUACAAUGAUCAGUUCUCAACUGUUUACAGUGGCAAACCUGUGUGUGUUAUGAAUACUUGUUGAGAACCAUACUAUAUUGUACAUAUAAAAUGACAGUUCACUCUAAAAUGAGUUUAUAUGCGUUCAGAUGUCAAAUGGAAUCUAAUGUUUAUUUGGAAUAAACAAUAACAUGAAGUCUGUUGAAAUGGCGAGUACAUUAGCUUAGUUAUGUUGCAAGCUGGCUUCUGAGAUGUCUUUUCAUUUGUACUGGCAUCACAUGUACAGUAAAGGCUAAUGUUUUGUGAACUUUAUACUGUUUAUGUAAUUAUUUAAGAGAUUUAUUUAUCAAUUUAUUUUAUUUAUGAUACUGUUUUGUUUGUUUGAACUGUGUGGUUUUACCAUUGUAAAUACUUGAAAACUUUGUAUACUGAUUGUUUGGUUCAAUGUUCUUUUUGUUGUUAUUACAGAAAUUACAUUUAAAGAUAGGACUUGAAAUACAUUUGCACUAAGCUCUGCGACAGUUAAUAGAGCUUUAUAGCAUGACCCUUUAACCCAAAAACUAAACUAUACAAUAAAGCAGACUACAGUAUUCACACAGUGUGAUUAAGUCUCCAUACAGUCAGAACUGUUACAUACUGUAUUUAACAGUUUCCAAAUUACAUUUGGAAACUUUGAAUUGAUCAUUAUUGUCAAUGUAAACUAAAUAAUAUAUUUUCCUAUGCGCCAUUUCUGCUGGCUUGUUAUCAAAACGAAAUAUCAAAGUGGCUGUGUUGCAAUGUGAAUUGAGUGAUUGCAUGAAUGAAAUUGAUGAGGCUUACAAGAGGGAAAAAACAGCCAAGAUGAGGCUUUGACAUUUUAUGAGGGACUGGAGAUUUUAAGUGUUCCUUGUUUUGGGAUGUAGUCUACCGAAGUCCACAUUCCCACUAAAGAAGUACUACAGGAUAUGUAAAUAGUGUAUCACACUUACCCAGCCUGCAGUUGGGCAGUUUACAGGUUUGGAGGGCUAAAGUGGUGUGUGGGUAAUAAUCACCCUGGAGACGAGGAGCAGUGAAUCAUCUCCCAUCACUUCUUGUGACCCGCCCCUCAUCAUUGUCAUGUCAGAUUGGAUCCCUAAAGCCAUUCAAGGCUAUUCUUUUUUUUGGAGAAGUUUAAAAGUACAGUACAAAAAAAAGCUUGUUAAUUCUAUAUAAAAAGAGGCAUGCGUACACAAAAAGCAUGUUUUGAAAAAAAAGCCUGCCAAGCCAGAUAUUUUCCCCAACAGUAGGCUACCUGUGUGAAGUAUCACAACUAGAAAAAUUCAUCUGAUUAUAUCUCCUGCUUGGUAUUCGUAAGCCUAUCGUUUGAAAUCUUUAUAUGGGACCGUGCAUGUCCUCCAGACUUAUCCAAAACCUCUGUUUACCCUUCACUUUAAUGUUUUAAAUUAAUAUUCAAAAGUUUGAUCCAUUUUGUACUAUUUCUUAAAAAGAAGUCUGUGUACUCUACCAUGGUGAAAAAUAUGAAACAAUAAAUGCUGCAUGCAGCCGGAAACAU
Esox lucius (northern pike) is the source of this 7836-nucleotide messenger RNA. Its product is annotated as potassium channel subfamily T member 1. Gene Ontology annotation, biological process: potassium ion transport. The transcript is spliced from 36 exons. The record is from RefSeq and is a predicted model, not a curated record. The coding region runs from base 622 to 4533 and encodes 1303 amino acids. Gene Ontology annotation, cellular component: membrane. Gene Ontology annotation, molecular function: intracellular sodium-activated potassium channel activity. NCBI's taxonomy places the organism in Eukaryota, Metazoa, Chordata, Actinopteri, Esociformes, Esocidae.